AUGAGUGUGUCCCACGACCGACAUAGGCGGGGUGCCACUCAUGCCACGGUCCCGAACGAGAAGAAUAAGCAUAUCCUAAUUGGAAUGCGAGAUGGCGUUACAGGAGAAUUCAAGCUGGUCCCCAAAGCUGAGGCUGUUGUCUCUGUCUUUGACUCGAAUUUCUUGAUAGGCGAUGGUAUCUGGGAGGGAAUCCGCGCGAAGAACGGCCGGGUUCAAUUUGCAAAAGACCAUAUUGAUCGGCUUUUUCAGUCUGCCAAAGCGAUGCUCAUGGACCUUGGUCUGUCGAAAGGGCAGCUCCUAGGGUUGAUCCACCAGACUCUAGACGCGAACGACAUGUCCAACGAGCCGCACGUUCAUAUCCGCCUCGUGGUCAGCCGGGGACUGAAAUCAACCCCAUACCAGAAUCCAUCCGUUAAUAUUGGCCUUCCGCUCAUUGUGCUCAUCCCUGAGAUCAAGCCUACCGAUCCGGCUGUCAAAGAACGAGGACUGAGGUUGAUUACCUCGCAUAUCCGACGUGGUCCUCCAGACGUGAAGGACGAGAUGUGGAACCACAUCUCUAAAGCGACGGAUGUCCAGGCAUGCAUUGGGGCUAAUGUCACCGGAGCGGACGAAUCGUUGAUGCUGGACCUUAACGGCUUUGUCAAGACGUGCAACUCAACGAAUUUUUUCAUCGUCCGUAACGGCGAGGUGUGGGCUCCCACUAAGAAUAACCAGAUGCAAGGAAUUACGCGCCAGAAAUCGAUCGAUGUCUGUCGUGCGCACGGGAUCCCGGUGCGAGAACUGGACUUUACUUUGACGGAGGUUUACGGUGCCGACGAGGCGUUCUGCACCGGGACAUUUCCCUCCCAGAUCCAUGUUACCGAAGUUGAUGGGCGACAAAUCGGCGAUGGCGUUCGGGGCGCCAUAACGGAACGAAUCCAGCAGUUAUAUGUGGAUCUGGCACGCCGUGACACCGAGCGUACUCGGGCAGAGAUCUUAGAUGAAGUGACAGGGCCUCGAAAGUCCAAGCUAUAG
Penicillium riverlandense is the source of this 1014-nucleotide messenger RNA. Its product is annotated as Aminotransferase class IV. Gene Ontology annotation, biological process: carboxylic acid metabolic process. NCBI's taxonomy places the organism in Eukaryota, Fungi, Ascomycota, Eurotiomycetes, Eurotiales, Aspergillaceae. The transcript is spliced from 3 exons. Gene Ontology annotation, molecular function: catalytic activity. The record is from RefSeq and is a predicted model, not a curated record. Bases 1 to 1014 code for a protein of 337 amino acids.